This is a messenger RNA of Gamsiella multidivaricata, 996 nucleotides long. RefSeq lists its product as uncharacterized. The transcript has a single exon. NCBI's taxonomy places the organism in Eukaryota, Fungi, Mortierellomycota, Mortierellomycetes, Mortierellales, Mortierellaceae. The coding region runs from base 94 to 567 and encodes 157 amino acids. The record is from RefSeq and is a predicted model, not a curated record.
ACAAGAUAAGCGGGGGGCGCGGAAAGGGGGGAGCUCCUUUGUUUGCGUCUGGACCACCCACCCACCCUCGCCAUCAAUACGACACACGGUCGAAUGCAACCACGCGCAGGGACCUGUCUCUGUGGGGUUGUGUCCCACAUGAAAGACCUCUCACUCCUGCUCAGUCUGCGGGGUCGAAACCAUUGUGCAUUAUCACUCGGUGAGACCCUCCCCCCUCUGGCCAGGAUAGUCUCAUCCCUCCCUCAUCCUCUCUCAUCCUCUGUCAUUCCCCUCCCUCCCCCCGCAGUCGCGUCCUCUGGAUGGACUCGCCCAUCCACCGCUGCCAUCGCUGCCAUCGCUGAAGGAGUGGAGGCCUCUUCUCCAGGAAGGGAAGGAGCGUGCCAUACAGCCCGAGAAGCUCGCUCCCUCCUCUGGUUCCUUGGUCACUCCCCUUUGCCUGGCACAGUGGGCGUCUUUGGAACAAGGCCGAGGAGAUCUCCUCUACAAAGCAGUAAAAAAUAUUCUUAUUUGGGCCGUCCCUGCUGUCGCUUCUUUCCCUUCCAAUUACCCAAAAAAGUGGCACCGUAGGUUUUUCGCACGCUGUGGUAACACACACUAUCGUAUACACAUGCACCCACACUCAAUUCUCCCCAUAGCCCUUGACCACCAUGACGGACUCGGCUCUCUUUCGCCAGUCAUUGCAGUCGCAAUCGACAGCCUCGCCACCCUCCCCCCGGUUAUCUCUACCUCAUGCGCAUGCUUGCGCACAGAUGACAUGCUUCUUCCUCUUUGGGGUAAAAAAAGAAAAAGAAAAGAGGAAAGCCGUAUUGACCCACACUAUGUCAUUGAUAACGUGGCAAUGGACUCCGCCACGAAAGAAAAGAUCAAGGAAUACCCAAGAUGUUGUACCUGACUAGCAUAAAAAAAUAGAUACGCAAUAAAAAGAAAAACUUUUCGGUCGAGGCGGCUGCGGUGGGAUAUGUGCGGGCCUUGAACACUCCAACCACUCCUCCGGUC